Messenger RNA from Mollisia scopiformis, 2398 nucleotides. Its product is annotated as MFS general substrate transporter. Gene Ontology annotation, molecular function: transmembrane transporter activity. The transcript has 3 exons. NCBI's taxonomy places the organism in Eukaryota, Fungi, Ascomycota, Leotiomycetes, Helotiales, Mollisiaceae. Gene Ontology annotation, biological process: transmembrane transport. The coding region runs from base 335 to 2179 and encodes 614 amino acids. The record is from RefSeq and is a predicted model, not a curated record.
UUAAGUGAGGAUAUAUAGAGUGAUGUCGCGUGUUCUGCUCAAAUCUCAGCCUGUGUUGGUGUGGCUGCAUGUCUCAGGGGAGAUUUUGGCUGCAUAAACAAGGUUUAGUGCGUCGCCACUAAAGGCUUAGCGCCGAAAGUCAGCUUUAUUGUUCUUUCCAUCUCACCUGAAUCUCUUUUCAAUUCACUCAUUAUUGAUUCAUACGCAUCUUCAAUUCGAGACCACGGUCGGAGGAUUUCUUUGGGGAGGUCAACCAUUCACGCAUUUCUAUAAUUGGGGUCAAUUAGGGAAAAACAGUCCUUCCAAUGCAACGUCACCACGGAUACUAGCCACGAUGCCUUCACGGCCAAGAGAACCUACGGAUGAGGGUUAUGGAACAAUCACUACCAGUUCAAGUAGUUCCGAUACUGACAGCAGGUCAUCGUCGCCGCAUGGAACCGAUUACAAGCCGCGCGAUGGUCUCAAGCGUCGUGGGUCGGCCUUUGAUCGGGAAAGGAGGAAAUCCUUCAUUGCGGAGGAUGAAGACCCUUUCCAGAUUGAGCCGCCAACGAUGAAGAAGAAGGAGAAACCAGUAACAUGGUCAAGCUUGCCUCACAGAAGUCAACUCAUUAUUUUGACAAUGUCUCGGCUCUCCGAACCCCUGGUCCAAACAUCUUUGCGUUCAUAUCUAUUCUAUCAAUUGAAGUCUUUCGACAGAAGUCUUCCAGAUUCAACCAUUGCUUCUCAGGCUGGUAUUAUGCAAGGUGCAUUUGCCGCAGCACAGUUAUGCACUGCUAUGUUAUGGGGACGCUUCAGUGACAAAGCUGGCCGAAAACGUGUUCUACUUCUUGGACUCUCUGGGACUGCUCUUUCGUGUCUCGGGUUUGGAUUCUCAAGUAAUUUCUAUCAAGCACUUUGUUUCCGUAUGCUAGGUGGUGCUCUGAAUGGCAACGUAGGAGUCAUGAGGACCAUGAUCUCUGAAAUUGUCAGGGAGAAGAAAUACCAGUCGAGGGCGUUUUUACUGCUACCAAUGUGCGCGAAUGUCGGAGUAAUUAUUGGACCAAUGCUUGGUGGCUUGACGAGCGAUCCCGCAUCGACCUAUCCAGAAUUAUUUGGCGGUAUCAAAUGGCUCGAGAGAUUUCCAUACUCUCCACCGAACAUCAUCAGCGCAAUUUUCCUAACAUGCGCCCUUCUUGCUAUUUUCUUUGGCCUGGAUGAGACUCACGAAGAAUUCGCUCAGCAACGAGAUAUUGGAGUCAGCUGCCGCCGCAAAGUUUCCGGAUUCUUCAGUCGUCUCUUUACCAGAUCCGACAAGCAAAACUACUCUUCCCUCCCCAACCAACCUCAGGACCACGUCACCGAAUAUCUUCCACCAGUAUGGAAACCGAAGAAACGAGUCGCUCCUCGGUAUCCUAACAAGCUUCCUUUCCGCCGCAUCUUCACGUACAACGUGAUCUGUACAUUAAUCUGCCAUGGCUUGAUGGCUGGUUCCAUGGGAACGUUCAACAAUAUCUGGUACACCUUCUUAUCGACACCUGUUUAUGAUCCUGCCAAGGCGCCGCCAGGCUAUACGCCCCAUCUGCCAAUCUUCUUCACUGGUGGAAUUGGCCUUCAUCCUGCGCAGGUAGGAUGGGCAAUGGCUAUCUUAGGAACGAUUGGCAUCACUCUGCAACUUUUCUUGUAUCCUAUGGUCAACGCUCGCUUAGGCACGAUCCGCUCUUGGAGAAUUGUCUUGUACUGCUUCCCUGUAGUUUAUCUCCUCAUCCCGUUCCUGUCUCUAAUUCCCUCGACCACCCCGCCACCGAGUCCAAAGACUGGAUUCCCUCUCUGGGCCGCUCUGAUGACUUUGACAUUCAUCCAAGUCGUUGGAAGAACGUUCGCUUCUCCCGCUACGACGAUCUUAAUUAAUAAUUGCUCGCCCCACCCAUCUGUUUUGGGUACGAUUCACGGAAUUGGGCAGAGUGCUUCUUCAGCUGCCCGAACAGUUGGACCGGCGUUGGGAGGCUUCUUGUAUGGAUUGGGUUUGAAGUAUGGGAUUGUCGGAGCUGUAUUCUGGGGAUUAUCUGGUGUCGCCGUCUUGAGCAUCAUCGCAAGUGGGUGGGUGACCGAAGGAGAUGGGCAUGAAAUCCGACUUGAAGGAGACGAUGAGGCCGAAGCGGAAGCGGAAGCAGAAAAUAGAGCCUUGCUUGGAAGAAGUUGAUGUUUUGGAGUAUUGCAUGAUCCGCACUUGCAUUUCUCUUUUGUGUUUGUAUAUUUUGUAUGUAUACUUUAUGGGUGGUCUUCGUCUGGCAUUUUGCAAGGGUUUGGAGUUAGACGUUGCGGAAGAGAGACUUGGAUUCACAUCCAUAGAGUGUAGAAAGAAGCGUGUUGCAUAAAUAGCUUGCAGAAUAAUUAAAGUACAAAAAGCACUAUCAAGUCG